Messenger RNA from Carassius carassius (crucian carp), 775 nucleotides. RefSeq names its product O-6-methylguanine-DNA methyltransferase (gene mgmt). The record is from RefSeq and is a predicted model, not a curated record. Gene Ontology annotation, biological process: DNA repair. Gene Ontology annotation, cellular component: nucleus. Gene Ontology annotation, molecular function: methylated-DNA-[protein]-cysteine S-methyltransferase activity. The coding region runs from base 181 to 732 and encodes 183 amino acids. The transcript has 5 exons. Lineage: Eukaryota; Metazoa; Chordata; Actinopteri; Cypriniformes; Cyprinidae.
AAUCAUAGAGCUGAGCGCACAUAUUCUGUUCUCUGAUUGGUCGGGUGCCCUGACAUCGUUCAUCACGUUUCCCAAACAGGAAGUAAAAUUAACAACAUGUUCAAUCAGUCACGUCCCAAAGACACUUUAAAAAAAGUCCUUGGCGUUCAUUGUUCGUUAUAAUCAUCAGGUUGUGAUGUGAUGUCUGCCAGCGGUUCUUGUGUGCUGCGUGAAGUGACUCUCUGCUCGCCAGUGGGGGAAAUCCUGCUGAGCGGCUGCGAGAAAGGAGUUCAUACCAUUAAUAUCAAACUGGGAACAGACAAGGACGAGAGUGUACACCCUGUUGGUCGGUCAGAAAUGAGUCCUGAGUUACAGCACUGUGUUGACUGGCUUCAGUGCUACUUCAUGAAACCCGAGUCCGUCAGUGCACUUCCUUUGCCUACUUUACACAAUCCGCUAAUGCAGAGUGACUCUUUUAAAGCACAUGUGCUGUGGACUCUAUUUAAGGAAGUGGGACUUGGUAAAACGGUCUCCUACAAGCAGCUUGCUGAAAUGAUCGGGAAUCCAAAAGCUGUGCGAGCUGUGGGUUCAGCCAUGAAGAAUAACCCGAUUCCCCUGAUCGUGCCAUGCCACCGGGUGCUGCGUAGUUCAGGGGACAGUGGCUCAUAUAUGGGAGGAAAGGGAGAUGAUAUUAAAGUCUGGCUGCUCACUCAUGAAAAAAAAAGCAUUGGUGCUCAAUGCAUCAAAGAGUGAAAAAUCUAUCUGAUGGACGCCAAAACCACUUCACACUGCUUCU